Molecule: messenger RNA, 1671 nt
Organism: Prunus armeniaca (apricot)
Lineage: Eukaryota; Viridiplantae; Streptophyta; Magnoliopsida; Rosales; Rosaceae
Source: the annotation of a GenBank genome assembly
AUGGUUCUCAUGGAGGGGAAUCUGGGUGCUCUGCAAUUGCUUAUGCCUCUGAUUGUUUGCCUUCUGCUCGGUGGAUGCGCUUCGCAUAGGGUAUAUAAUGAGUCGAUUCAUAGGCAAUUGGUUGCUCCUGGAACUGAAGAAAAUAAAGCACCAUGCCCCAGUGGUUGGAUUCUUGGACCCGAUAAGCGGAAGUGCUUUGGUUAUAUGAGCAGCCGCCAGCCUUGGAACGAGUCAGAAACCCGUUGUAAAAGUUAUAAUGGAAACUUAGCAGCAUUCAAAACAUCUCAAGAACUGGCCUCUGCUCAGAAUCUAUGUGCUGAAACCAUCAGUGGCUGCUGGGUAGGGGGAAGAGGUGUCAACUCUACUAUUGGUCUUGGUUGGAAUUGGUCCGAUAAUACUUCAUAUUGGAAUGAGUCUCUCUUUCCUGGGGAACCCCUUCAAUCCAUUUGCAGUAACAUCUCUUGUCACACCAAUAGUUCUAUUGAUGUAUGUAUAUUGGUUACUAAUGGAUCCACAUCCCUCUUGGUUGAAAGAUGCAACAUGUCUCAUGCUUUUAUAUGCAUGGUUGAUUUAGGGAACACAUGUUACCACAUGCAUUGCCACAGAGAAUAUCUUAUCAUCCUUGGAGUUGUAAGUGGGUUGAUUCUCUUCACAACAUUAGCUGUAGUGAUUUGGCUUCUUGCAUACAAGCGGAGCAAGAAGCGCAGACGUUCCCGCAGACUUUCUAAUCCAGCAGCUACUGCAUUAGUCCCUCCAUCAUGGAAGGUCUUCAUGAAAGAAGAACUAAGGUCAAUUACAAAGAACUUUAGUGAAGGAAACCGUCUUCUGGGAGAUGCCAAGACAGGAGGAACAUACAGUGGGCUUCUUCCUGAUGGUUCAAGGGUGGCAGUUAAGAGGUUGAAGAGAUCUAGUUUUCAAAGGAAAAAGGAGUUUUACUCUGAAAUUGGAAGAGUUGCAAAGCUUCACCAUCCAAAUUUGGUGGCUGUGAAGGGCUGCUGUUACGAUCAUGGUGAUCGCUACAUAGUUUAUGAGUUCAUCAUUAACGGGCCCUUAGAUAAAUGGCUGCACCACAUACCUAGGGGUGGUCGGAGCUUAGAUUGGGGAAUGAGAAUGAAAAUUGCAACAACUCUUGCACAAGGAAUUGCGUUCCUGCAUGACAAAGUGAAGCCACAUGUUGUGCAUCGUGAUAUCCGUGCCAGUAAUGUACUGCUUGAUGAAGAUUUCGGAGCACAUCUAAUGGGGGUUGGUCUCUCAAAGUUUGUGCCGUAUGAAGUGAUGCAUGAGAGGACAGUGAUGGCUGGUGGCACAUAUGGAUACCUGGCUCCAGAAUUUGUCUACAGAAAUGAGCUUACAACCAAGAGUGAUGUUUAUAGUUUUGGUGUGCUGCUGCUUGAAAUUGUGAGUGGGCGUAGACCAGCGCAGGCUGUUGAUCCAGUCGGUUGGCAGAGUAUUUUUGAGUGGGCAACGCCUCUGGUGCAGGCUCAUCGCUACCUAGAUCUCCUGGAUCCUCAUAUAACCCCUUCUUCUCCGGAUAUCCCGGAGGCCGGUGUGAUUCAAAAGGUGGUGGACCUUGUCUAUGCUUGUACGCAACAUGUGCCAUCAAUGCGCCCAAGGAUGUCUCAUGUUGUUCAUCAACUUCAACAGUUAGCCCAGGUUCCCAUUCUAAAAUAG